This is a messenger RNA of Dermacentor albipictus, 2214 nucleotides long. RefSeq names its product zinc finger and BTB domain-containing protein 7A-like. The record is from RefSeq and is a predicted model, not a curated record. Gene Ontology annotation, cellular component: nucleus; cytoplasm. NCBI's taxonomy places the organism in Eukaryota, Metazoa, Arthropoda, Arachnida, Ixodida, Ixodidae. Gene Ontology annotation, biological process: regulation of transcription by RNA polymerase II; cell fate commitment. Gene Ontology annotation, molecular function: DNA-binding transcription factor activity; RNA polymerase II cis-regulatory region sequence-specific DNA binding.
CUUCGCGUCAAGCUAGUGUCGGCCUCAAACAUCUCGUUUUUUUCCCAGCCGAGUGGAAUAAUUUUAAUCGAAAUCCCGAAGUGACAAAAGUUUUCUUAGUUGACGUUCUUUCUUGGCAUUGAAUGCGCAUGCGCAUUGAUUCAACAUUGCGAAUUCGCAAAUACACGCCAGUUACACGGCAUCGAAACAUCAGGCAUGGCUGAUGAAAGAAGCUUUGGAUACACGCCUCCUGAGUUUAGUAUGACGGACGAGGCAACUGCAAGUAAACGCUGUGACAGUACCCCGUGGGCUUCAUCUACUUUGGGCGCCCACACAACCAUCCCUGCUGAGGCCUGGAAGUACCAGUGGAACACACAGGCCGCGCCGACAACCGACGGGACUUACAACGUCGAUGGUGACACUGACAAUGAAAGCACAAGUUACCAGCACUUGGGGUCCAUCAGCCGCAUCCAUAACGCCAGGCCCAGCACAAGCCACGCUAGCAUGGCGGAAGCAUCAGCCAAUUUUGAAGACUACACCACAAUUUCCGAGAACACCAGGGUUCCACAAGGUAACACCCAGUACAAACUGGCUGAAGGCACAUCCACCGUCUUCGGGCAUACAGACAAGACAGAAACCGGAAGCAUCAGUUUCACACUUCCGGUCUGGAGCAGCAGAGGCGGCGGCGAUAACGCAGUGGCUAGUAGGAGCCAAACUGGCACUGAAGAAGCAUCGGGCGCUUCGGUAAACGACGCUAGGAAUGCUACUGCAACCAGAGGAACGGAGCAGAAAGGGUCCCGCGAAUUCCCAGCAUGUGAUCAAUCUUCUGUGAAGAAGUCGAACCACCAAUGUGAAACAUGUGGCAAAUUUAUGAGCCGGGCUGAUAAUCUACCUGUACAUUACCGCACGCAUACCGGCGACAAACCAUACAAAUGUAAAAUAUGUGAGAUAUCGUUCGCGCACAUAUCGAAUUUGCGUAGGCAUCAACGAAUUCACACCGGCAUGAAACUCCAUAUCUGCCAAAUAUGUCCUAGACCACUGAAAAAUACAACGGCACUUAAAAAUCAUCUCAAAUCACACAGUAACGACAGGCCUUUCGCUUGCGACAUAUGUAGUCUCUCAUAUAAGCGCAUUGCACAUCUCCGAAGGCAUCGCGAAACAGUUCACCACUGUAAAAUUCCGUAAGAGUACAAGCAGUGUGGAUUUGGGAUCGCAAACAAAGAAAACCUCGACGCGCAAAUAUGCCAGAAUUAUAGGUGCCUAUUGUGCGGAUAUUCGUUUAGAAAUGCAUUUCAACUCGUGGCACAUCUCGAGUCGCAUACGGGUGGGCACUCACAACAGUGCGACUAGUGCCCAAGUGCAUUCAAUCGCCCAGGAGUUUUGCAUAAGCCGCGCAGGAAAUAACCGAUGACAUUCUCCCAGGCUUCUUUUGACGUUUAAACUCCUGAGUGAAAUGCAAGACUUUAAGUAUACCGCUGGAUUUUUCUAAAAUACGAGACAAAACGUCGUCUCAAGCAGCGGUUGGGAUGCUUGAAUGUCGAAGUAUACUGCCGGUCCUGCCUACAGCUCACUGUUUGCAGAAAUAUGUUGUCCGCCCAGGUAGCAUUAGCAACCUCAUUUCUAGACAAACCCUAAUGGGCUGCAAGUUCGUGUUUUGUGUGUCUAAGGUUGAAAUGUUCGCACAAGAUCCUUGACACCUCGUUUAGUUCAGCAAGUGGUCUGAGAGUGUACUAGUAAACAGGCUUUACCUAAACAUCCUUUUAAUUAUGCUGCAGUGUGAAUUGAAGGGAAAACCUCUCAUUAGGAAUCAUUAAAAAAUGAGGUACUGUUUUCUUGUCAACUAAAACAAUACCUGCCUAUAAUUGAGGUCCGUAGGCCUUGCUGCCUUCCAGAGACAGCUUUUACGACAAUACAGAAACAUAGACAUGGGGAAAUUUAUUUCCCUUACAAAUUGUUCAAUGCACGUAAUGUCUUGGUUCUCUCCUUUGGUCUUUUAUUCAUACGGAAUAUUUUUGUUGUUUAUCAUGCUGUUGACAGCAGUGAAAUUGUAUCAAACUGUCCAAUAUUUUAUGAAUGGGAAUAUUUUAGUUGUAUUUUUAAAGUACAGUUUCUUAUUCACUCAGAAGUCUUCUCUUUUGACUUGCACUCCAUUCUAGUUACAGCUGUAGUCUUUUAACCUGAUGUGACAAACGUAUACCUGUUAGGGAGAUGCAGCUUUUAGUUACAUUGUUGACA